AGGUAGCUCCCACCUCGUUUGUCUGCUCAACCCCCCAAACAACAACUUGUAACCCAAGAGUUAGCAAUCGCUACUCCUGGACUACAUCAGAAACUGGACUAUACAAUUGCUGCUGUUGAUGCUAAAACAUGAGGAGGACUCUUCAAAAUUCAUAGCAGUUGCAGUCUAUACUUGGCUGUUGUACAAACAGCACUGCUGGUUAGCAGUCAGCUGUGCUAUUAGAUAGGGUUGGGUACAAAUUUGCAACACAUUCAGAUAAAAACAGAUGAAGCUCUGUAUUGAUUUUUAAUUGGCUCAUUGGCGAUGAGUAAAACUACAAAAUUCACAGUCAGUUUUUUAUAUUCUGUGCCUAAAGUUGACGCAGUCGCAAUAUAUACACAGUAAUUCUAAGUGACAGAUUUCAUUAAGAUAAAUGUGCAGUGAUUUCUCAAAAUUACUCCCAAGAUUUCUAUACACCAUGUUAAUUCUUCAGCUUACUUUAAAUCUGCUCUGUUCAACACAUCUAAUUCAAAUUGGGCACCUGUAUUGGCCUUCCACAGGUACAGUAACCUAAUUGCUACUAAAUUAAUAUUAUGCCAUUUUCAUGUAAGUUUUCCUAAUUGUUUGACUCUUCUUGAUAUAGAAGGCUGACCACCUGAUGUGUCACCUGCUUUGUCAGUGGAAUGUACAAAGGAGUAUUAUGGUGUGACGAAAGAUUCGACUUCCAAGCUACAUUUUUACAGUGCUUGGCAAAACAUGUGCCAAAUAUUUACUCAGCUGAGAUGGACCCCCUGCUGGAGAAACAAGAAGAAAUGGUUCAGGCAGCAAUACUCUACCCCCUGGAACGUUACUUGUUUGGGGAAGACCCAGAUACAUUUCUAGAGAAACUACAACAGAGUGAAACCUCACAGCUCUGUGGGAAGGUGUUCAAAGGAGGGGAGACAACAUAUUCUUGCAGAGACUGUGCAGUUGAUCCAACUUGUGUACUCUGUAUGGACUGCUUUCAGAACAGCAUUCACAAGAACCACCGGUACAAGAUGCAUAGUUCCACUGGAGGUGGAUUUUGUGACUGUGGGGAUACAGAGGCAUGGAAGGCUGGACCAGUGUGUACUAAGCAUGAGCCUGGAGCAUCAGGUUCUCCAAAAGAAAACUCUGAAUGUCAGUUAAAUGAAGAAGUUAUGGAACACUCUAGGAGGGUGUUUCCAUCCGUGAUAAAAUACAUUGUAGAUAUGCUUAUAUGGGAAGAAGAGAAGGAACUGCCUCCGGAGCUCACAAUUAGUAGAGAGAAGGUAGACAGCUACUACUGUGUCCUUUUCAAUGAUGAACAUCAUUCUUAUGAUCACGUCAUCUAUAGCCUUCAAAGAGCACUUGGCUGUGAACUUGGUGAAGCCCAGUUGCAUACUACUGCCAUAGAUAAAGAGGGUCGGAGAGCUGUUAAAGCAGGACGUUAUGCCUCUUGUCAGGAAGCAAAAGAAGAAAUCAAGAGGCAUUCUGAAAAUGUUUCUCAGCGACCACUUCAUGUGGAGGUUCUGCAUGCUGAUGUUAUGGCUCACCAGAAGUUUGCCUUGCGCCUUGGCUCUUGGCUGAAUAAACUCAUGAGCUAUUCAAGUGACUUUCGACAGAUCUUUUGUCAAAUAUGUCUCAAAGAAGAAACUGGAUCUGGAAAGCCGUGCUCCAUAAGCAAGUUGAUGCUUUGGGAUGCAAAACUUCAUAAAGGGGCAAGGAAGGUUCUUCAUGAACUUAUCUUCAGUAGUUUUUUCAUGGAAAUGGAAUACAAAAAACACUUUGCUGUGGAAUUUGUAAAGUAUUACAAAGCAUUGCAGAAAGAAUACAUCAGUGAUGAUCAUGACAGAGUUCUCUCUGUGACAGCACUCUCAGUUCAGAUGUUCACUGUACCUACUCUGGCCCGCCAUCUUAUUGAAGAGCAAAGCGUAAUUACCACUAUUACAGAGACACUCCUAGAAGUCCUUCCAGAGUAUCUAGACAAAAAUGACAAGUUCAACUUCCAAGGUUACAGCCUGGACAAACUGAACCGGGUAUAUGCAGUAAUAUAUGACCUAAGGUAUGUCUUAAUCAGCAAACCUACAGUAUGGACAGACCGUCUGAGAGAGCGAUUUUUAGAAGGAUUUGUUUCUUUCCUAAGGAUUUUAACUUGCAUGCAGGGAAUGGAGGAGAUAAAAAGACAGAUUGGUCAGCAUAUAGAGGUGGACCCUGACUGGGAAGCAGCCAUUGCUAUACAGAUGCAGCUAAAGAACAUUCUCUUGAUGUUCCAAGAAUGGUGUGCCUGUGAUGAAGAGCUGUUGCUGAGGGCCUACAAAGAAUGUCAUAAGUCUGUGAUGAGGUGCAGCACAAACAGCAGCCGCUUACGGGAAAAGACGGCGUUUCACUUGUGUGGCCAUACUCUGGAGAGCAGACCUUACAGAGUGUCCUUAGAUCCUGUCAGCAUACAUUUACCGCUGUCUAGGACACUUGCAGGUCUUCAUGUACGAUUAAGCAAGACUGGAAGAAUAUCAAGAUUACAUGAAUUUGUUUCUCCUGAAGAAUUUCAGGUGGACCUGCUAGUAGAAUAUCCUUUGCGAUGUCUUGUUUUGGUUGCUCAGGUAGCUGCAGAGAUGUGGAGAAGGAAUGGACUCUCUCUGAUAAGCCAGGUAUUCUAUUAUCAAGAUGUUAAAUGCAGAGAAGAGAUGUAUGAUAAAGAUAUCAUCAUGCUCCAGAUUGGUGCAUCUCUUAUGGAUCCAAAUCAUUUCCUGUUGCUCAUACUGCAGAGGUAUGAGCUUGCUGAUGCAUUCAGAAGGAUCAAACCCACCAAAGAUCAGGAAUUGAUUAAGCAAUGUAACGUACUAAUAGAAGAGAUGCUUCAGAUUCUCAUCUAUGUUGUGGGAGAAAGAUAUGUACCUGGAGUGAGUAAUGUGACAAAGGAAGAUGUUGUUAUGAGAGAAAUCAUCCAUCUACUAUGUAUUGAGCCGAUGGCGCAUAGUGCAAUUACCAAGUCCUUGCCUGAAAACGAGAACAAUGAAACUGGCUUGGAGAAUGUAAUUGAUAAAGUGGCUACAUUUAAGAAACCAGGAGUGUCUGGCCAUGGAGUUUACGAACUGAAAGACGAAUGCUUGAAAGAGUUCAAUAUGUUCUUUUAUCACUAUACUAAGACUCAGCACAGUAAGGCUGAACAUACACAAAAGAAAAGAAGAAAACAAGAAAACAGAGACGAAGCAUUGCCACCACCUCCUCCUCCAGACUUCUGUCCUGCAUUCAGUAAUGUGGUGAGGCUUUUGAACUGUGAUGUUAUGAUGCACAUACUGCGGACCAUCCUUCAGAGAGCAGUAGAACUUGAAACCCACUUGUGGACUGAAGCUAUGAUCCAAAUGGUGCUUCAUCUCCUUUCUUUAGGGUUACUAGAAGAGAAGCAGCAGCUACAGAAGUCUCCGGAAGAAGAAGUAACCUUUGAUUUUUAUCACAAAGCGUCAAGAAUGGGAAGCUCAGCUUUGAAUGCUGUAAACAUAUUAAUGCUUCUGGAAAAAUUAAAGAGAAUUCCUCAAUUAGAGGCACAGAAGGACAUGAUCAACUGGAUACUGCAGAUGUUUGACACAGUGAAGAGAAUGAGAGAAAAAUCUAGUUUGACAACAGUAGCAGCUACAUCAGUCUCAGAAGCUACAAAAGGUGAUGAGACACAGAGCACUCAGGAUAAAGAGAAAGCUGAGAGGAAGAGAAAGGCAGAAGCAGCUAGGCUACAUCGUCAGAAGAUAAUGGCUCAGAUGUCUGCUCUGCAGAGGAAUUUCAUUGAAACCCAUAAACUCCUUUAUGAAAACACAUUGGAAGCACAAGGGAAAGAAGAUGCUAUUAUGGAGGAAGAAAGCAUGUCUUCAAUUGAUUACUCCCGAAUUGCUUUGGGUCCCAAACGAGGUCCAUCUGUUGUUGAGAAAGAAGUUCUGACAUGUAUUCUUUGUCAGGAGGAGCAGGAAGUAAAGCUGGAAAGUGCUGCUAUGGUAUUAUCUGCCUGUGUCCAGAAAUCAACUGCCUUAACUCAGAAUAGAAGCAGAAUUCUUGAACUCUCAGGGGAUACACUAGAUCCUCUCUUCAUGCAUCCUGAUUUACCAUGUGGAACCCAUACAGGAAGCUGUGGCCAUGUGAUGCAUGCAGCCUGCUGGCAGAAGUACUUUGAAGCCAUGCAGCUGAACUUUCGACAACGUCUGCAUGUUGAACAGAUAUUUGACUUGGAGAAUGGAGAGUAUCUUUGCCCACUUUGCAAAUCUCUGUGCAAUACCGUGAUUCCUAUUGUUCCAUUGCAGGCUCAAAAAAUAAACAGUGAGGAUGCAGAGGCAGUAGCUCAAAUUCUGUCCCUAGCUAGGUGGCUGGAAAUUAUCCUAGUCAGGAUAUCGGGCUACAGUGUGAAAAACGCAAAAGGAGAAAAACAAAAUGCUCCGGCUUUCGUCAAGAAGGGAUUGGGAAACUCUGCUUUAGAAUUCAAUUCUAUCCUUAGUUUUGGAGUUCAGUCCUCAGCCAAAUACUCAAGCAGUAUCAAGGAGAUGCUUAUUCUGUUUGCAACCACCAUUUAUAGAGUUGGACUAAAAGUUGCUCCAAACGAAGCCGAUUAUCGAAUCCCUAUGAUGACCUGGAGCACAUGUGCUUUUACCAUCCAGUGUAUAGAAAACCUCUUGGAAACAGAAGGCAAGCCUUUAUUUGGAUCUCUACAAAAUAGACAGCACAGUGGCCUUAAAGCAUUAGUGCAGUUUGCAGCUGCUCAGAGAACAACGUCACCACAAGUCCUGAUUCAAAAACAUCUGAUUCGUCUUCUAGGAGUUCUUCUACCAAACUUCAAAAUGGAAGAGACUCCAUCCCUCUUAGAAGUAGAUAUGUUCCACGUUUUGGUGGGAACUGUGUUAUCGUUUCCAUCUUUAUACUGGGAGGAUGCUGUAGACUUGCAACCUUCAUCAAUUAGUUCAGCCUAUAACCACCUCUACCUCUUCCAUCUGACUACACUAGCACACAUAACACAAAUUGUUAUCUCUUCAGCAAAAGAAUCCCCUACAGCUCAAUCACAUGACAACAGUGAAGAGGCAUGUUCUGCUCAGUCUUUCUGUAGAGAGGUUUGCCAGUACACUAGUGGUUGCUUUAGUCAGGAUAUUCCAGGCUGGCUUGUAUGGGAUUGUGUUAAAAAAGGCAUCAUGCCUUACCUUCGUUGCGCUGCUUUAUUUUUUCAUUAUUUGCUGGGAGUGUCUCCACCUGAGGAGCUACAACAAGUUUCUGAAGAAGGGCAGUUCAAGGCACUUUGUAGUUACCUUUCUCUACCCACCAAUUUAUUUCUGCUCUUCCAGGAAUACUGGGACACUGUAAAUCCACUGCUUCAAAGGUGGUGUGCUGACCCAGUGGUGCUAAGUUGUUUGAAGGGGAAAAGCAUUGCAAUAAGAUAUCCUAGGAAAAGAAAUAGUUUAAUAGAGCUUCCUGAAGACUAUAGCUGCCUUCUGAAUCAAGCAUCUCAGUUUAGAUGCCCACGGUCUUCUGAUGAUGAACAAAAACAUCCAGUAUUAUGUUUGUUCUGUGGGGCUAUGUUGUGUUCCCAGAAUACUUGCUGUCAAGAACUUGUGAAUGGGGAGGAGUUGGGAGCCUGUACAUCUCAUGCUCUUCAAUGUGGAGCUGGUGUCUGUAUGUUUCUCAAAAUCAGGGAAUGCAAAGUUGUCCUCAUAGAAGGUAAAACCAGGGGUUGCUUAUAUCCUGCUCCCUACUUGGAUGAAUAUGGAGAAACAGAUCCAGGACUGAAAAGAGGCAAUCCCCUGCACCUAUGUCGGGAACGUUACCGGAAGCUCCAUCUGCUAUGGCAGCAACACUGUAUCAUAGAGGAGAUUGCCAGGAGCCAAGAAACAAACCAGAUCUUCUUUGGAUUCAAUUGGCAACUGCUUUGAGUCUCCUGAUUUUAGGGAAAUCUCUUACCUUUGGCAGUGCUUUGGAAAAGGAAAGGAGAGUGGCAGUAAAUAAUCUACUCUAAAGUGGAUACUGUAGUUCAGACACAACCUGUGGAUUCUCUAGGUUUGAUGUAGUACUGAUACAUUGAAACAGAAUUUCAUGUCAUAUGUCUUGCUCUUUUUUUCCCAAAAAAGGAAAGCCACCUUGUAUAAUUAUUAUUUGAACAUUCAGGUCCAGAAAUAUUUCCACUCUGACAAGUUGUAAUUGUUUCACAUAUUUUGAUGAGGACACCUUCCCAAAUCCUGUGCUUCAGGGCACACACAUUUUUUUCUUGCCUCAAGACUAUACUUAAAUGAUAUUGUUAAGGAAAAAGUUGCUUUACUUUCUUUGUGUUCUUUUUCCAAGCUUACUGGAACUUUUUAAUAGGUCAAGAUCUGUGGCAUAAUAUUGGGGUGGAAGGUGGUGCCAGGUCUGUAGUAGUCUGUAGCAACAGGUACAGCAAACAUGAAGUUGUGCAGAAAAAGUCUGCAUUCUGCUAUAUCCUGGGAUUUAAUGAAGAGUUUUCCUUAAUAAACUCUUUAAAGGAGAAGUGUGCAUAGAAAGUGCAUGGGGGAAUUACCAUCUUGCUUGUUGCAUCAAAAAAUAAAGUCUGUGCUUUUCGCAUUGCCAGAACUGCACUUUAUCUAAUGAAUUUGUCCUCUAUUAAUGUUGUAAAUCCGAAGAGGUUAGAGCUACGCUGUUUGGUUAGGUUGUGGUUAGUUUUACUACUUUUAGUUUGUCCCCUGAGGUUUUCCCUGAGAGCCAAACAGGAAAAUAUUGUUAGAUAGUUGUAGUAUAUCUCUGCAAGUUAUACAGGAGCCAGAGACUUCAACAGACUAAACAAUCUUCAAAGCUAUCGCUAGUCUAAAAUCAAGGCCCUAAACCAGCAAGUUUUAGAACUGGGAAUAAGUUUGUUUGUCCAUGUUUGGGGAAUUUACCACCUUUCAUACUCUGUCACAAUUGGAGUCCUAUCUGCAUAAAUGAAAAUGUGUUUUGGGGGUCAUGUUCAGUGGUUCAGUGCUAGUUAGAGCAGAAAAGAAAAAGAAGGUGGCUAAGUUGUCCCUUUUCCCUUUGGUAGUUAGUAAUACAUUGUGAUUGAACUCUCUCAAUGCUGUGUGAUUGUGUUUCAGUUCUAAAUGUUCGUUGUUCUGUUUUCUGAAUUUCGUUUUCUGAAUUUCAACUAUAAUAUACAUGAGGGAAUUUGUAAGGCAAUGAGUAUAAAUGCUUUCCCAGGAUAUCCCAUUUGUGUCAAAGCUUGAAGUUGUCAGUACUCUAAAUUUCCCCUCCCUUUGCUAUUUGGAUUUUUUUUGUGUCAUGUUAAUAAGGCUCACAAGGGGAGGUUUUCAAAUUGAUAUCUGAGAAUCUGUCUUUGUGAUUUUUUCUUACUGGGUAGACGAGAGUAGAAUCACAAAUAAUGAUUUGGAUAUAAAUAUAGCUGUUCUCCUUGUUUCUAAAGCUUUUAGAGUACGUGUGAGUGCACUGAACAGUACCAGAACUCAUCUGAAAAUGGGAAUACAGAUGGACUUGAACAUUGUUCUGAUUUCAAAUACUUGUUAAGAAAAACUUCCUCUAUAAUCCUUCCCUGGUGAUACAAAUAGUUGGCUUCGGUAUGUUUUCCAGGUUUUGUUUUGUUGCAGUUAGGACCAUUCUCCUUAUAUUGAUUUUUUUUUUUUUUUUUUUUUAAAACCUGAGUAUACAACUCUUUAAAGACAAACAUCAGUUCUGUACACAUAGUGAAUUUAGAAAAGCAGUUGUGAUGAAGACUUGCAUGCACUGGAGAUUUCUAAGGUCAUCAAAACACUUCUUACCAAGAAAAACGUUUUAAAACUAGAAAAUGUAUGUCUCAUUGAUACCAAAACUGUAUUCACUUUUUUCCCUCUAUUUACCUUUUCAUUUAUCAAAAACUUUCAGUUACCUUGCACUUCACUGAUACAAAAAUUCUGAUAUAUAUGUAGUGAGAUCACUCUUACUUUGAUUUCUGUCUGAACUAUAAUAUAUUUAUAAGGACACGAGCUGGUUUGAUCAGGUGAGCUCCUGUUUAAAGCUCUAGAAAUAUCUUUAUAUCUGAAGAAGUGAGAGAAGAAGGGACAAAGUUGCAUUUCUCUGUAUGUUUGCACAUACUAAUGAGCAAAUGUGCUCCCGUACCAUUCACUGACUAGUGUGGUCAUCUUUCAUUUCAUAAAUUACUAUGCAGUUUUGUUCACUGUGAGUAUAAUCUGUAUUUAGUGAUCGCAAGAUGCUUACGCCACUGAUUUCCGUUCCAUCCAAGCUGACAGAAGAAAUUUGAUAAUGCACAUACUGGUAUCUUUAAUUGCAAAAAUGUAAAUUUGAAACUUGUAUAAUGUUCUUGUGCUUUUGAAAUAAAAUAUCUUGUAUAUGUAUAUUUAAAAAAGGAAAUAAAGUAACUUCUCUUAGAUUAUUCAAUUUUUAUUUGGAGGCACUUUGACACUUCACAGCUUAUCUAACAGGAGCGUUAUAUCAGGGUCUGUCAGCAUGGAAAAAGGGAAGAGUUAAUAAAUGACUAGGAAAACCAUACGAGUUAUCGCUGUAGUCCAUAUCAUCAUUGUACCAGUGAGUACUGGUGGCAUGAUUUUUCUUAUUUAAAUAAAUAUUCCACUUGAAACUUGUCCUAGUAUUUCAAAGAUGCAGCCUCCUGCAGUGUCUAUCUCUGUUUUUCAAAGAAGUCUUAAGUAUGUAAUGCAAUAUUCAGAUGUCCUUUUACUGAUUAGUUAGUGAUUCUGGUUUCAUAGCUUCUCAAAGAAGAACUUGCUGUAUAGUCUGGCAGAUACUUAACCUCUUGAAAGUAGAAUUUUGUAUUUUGUCUAAUGUUCUGUGUGAUACAUAUGGAGGAAAAACUUUUAGUCCAGUGCUACACAGACAGACAAAAUCUUAUAUACAAAAAGGUAAGAAGUACUGGCUAAUUCUGUAUUUUAGAAGCUGCUGGCUGGCAUCGCUUUUGUUGUAGCUUCAGGCACCACUAAGCUUGCAGUGUUUGAGUGUUAAUAGUGUUGCUCUCUGUGCAUAUUCUUAAUUUUUAGGAACUAACUCCUGAAAAGCUCAAAGGUAGGUAGAUUAAAGUCUACUAGCAAAAGUGUUCUGAAAAACAUUAGAACAAGAAGCCCAUUAGUUAUGGGAAAAAAAAAAGGAAAAAAGCCACAGCACCAUUUCCUCUAAGAGAUUCUUAGAGAAUUAAGAGAACUAUUAAAAUUAUAUGUAGGAAGAUUUUGGCCAUUGUGCGCUUUCAUCAGAGAUGAAAGUUGUUUUGUUUCUGUGGCACAAUCUUAAUAAACUUAAUAAAUUAAUUUUUAUUCGUGUUUUGCAGGCAGAGCCUAAGUUUUUUUUUUGAUGCAGAAAACAAAUGGACAACAAUGAAAAUGGACUCCUAUAUAAGUCUCUCAAAUCCAGUCAUUUCUAGUCCUAGCUACAUAAUCUCUAAGCUCAUAUUGUAUUGUUGAAAGUGUAGAUUAAAGAGGAGCUGUCACGGAAUGUUGCAAGAGAGGGCAAGUGGAAACUUAGAGGGAUUAUAUGCAUUGUUUAUUGCAGUGGUGAGUAAGAGGAGAGGCCAGGUAUAAAGUUAAAUUGAAAUAUCAAAAGUUGAGUUUACUGUUUUUUAUAUGAUUUGCUCUUGAGUAUAGUGCCAAGAAAAACAAGACUAUAGUUUGUGUAAUUUAACUACAGGUUGUCAAACAACUUAGAAUCUAUCAGACUUCAGAGGUGUCUGGGAUUCAUGUUUGAAUGAAUGAGCCUGCAUAACACAUUUUGAAGUAGGUACUGGGGCUGUGGAUUUGAUGAAUAUUUCAAGUCCUUGGUUUAUUUGUGAGGAGCUGUGGCUGGGCUUUUUCAGCAAACUACAGAAUAUAACGUCUCCAUGCUCAUAAAAAUACCUGAAAUGCAGUAGUAGCCUCUUUAGGUACGGGUAUUGAGACAGUCUACUGCUUGGAGAAAGACCAUCCCAAUCCACCUUAACUUCUGCUUGGAGGUUUUGCUGAGUAUACUGUGUCAGCUUGAGAAAUCCAUCAUAGAUGAUUUAAAAAAAAAAAAAGACUCCAAACUUCUUUCAUCCACUUUUUCUUUCUGUGAGUCAUGCUUUUACUAAAAGUUGCAAAACCUAAGUAUUUCUGUCUUGUGAUACUGAAAAAUGAUCUAGGAGUAUUUAUUUUCCCUAUUCAGACUUACACAGAACUUCCCUGGGCAGUUGGAUUUACCCAGACAGACUGUGCACAACAGUGUGACUCCAGGCAGUCUACCUCUGUUACUUGGCAUGCAGGAGCAGAGCAGGACAAGAGCAUCCAUUUAAGUGAUAGUCUCUUCAUAGCAAAUAAGGACUCUACAUAGGUUACAUGAGCUUCAUGCCUCUAUGAUUCUUUUCUAAACUACAGACUACCCUAUGCAGAGUCUAAACUGUUGCCAUAGCGGGAAACUGAUAGCAGGAAAUGUGUACCAAAUGAUUUGUCAGAGUUUAAAUAUCAUGAGUUGUGUUGUAGACAACAGUAUGAUCCAUAUACCAGUUAAAAAAUCAUUUUGCAGAAGGGAGGAUUCCAGCUUCUAAGGAAAUGUACUGUUUUUUUCAUUUAUUUUGAUACAAAUGAAAUUCUAAAUGUGCUGCAUUCCUAUAUUAAUCAUAUUUUUUAUGAUCAAUGUAAAGCAAGUGUCUUCACUGAUAAUCAAAGCUUUAAGGGAGCAUCUUAACUGCAAAUUUCUACAGGAACUGUCAUAGUGUCUUCACCGGAAACUGAACAUAUUUCUUAUGAAGAAAUUCAUAAAGAAGAUCGUUUUAUAUAGAGGUGAGUUCCUUGCUCUGGAAAUGGCUGGAGCUUGUUGCACAAAUGAAUUGUGAUUAUUUCUGACUGGAAUAAGCAUUAAUAACAAAUAGGAUGUGUCCCACAAAUCGUAUUUAUUUCUGUAUCUGAGCAGAUGCCUCGGCUUACAGGCUUUGCUUGCUAAUGCCAUCUUUGUCUUUGUCUUUAAUUCUCUGCAGCUUAUAGAGUCUGUGCUGCUACCUGAGUUUGUUUUCUGGAUACAGUUGCUGUAAUGUUAAACACUCCAGGAAACCCAAAUGAUUGUGACAGGUGCUAUAAAGCAAGUUAGAGAUUUAGCAUGCACUUUCGCUGAGGAAACUGAUACAUACAAGGCAAAGAAGAAAGCAUUUAUUUUAGCACUUAUAUUAAAGUAACAAUAAUCAGUCAAUAUUGCUGAGAUUUUCAAAUUGAUAGAUUUAAUUUGUCCUCAGUACUGUGAAAUGAGCUGUCAUCCUUUCAUAAUAUAUCUAUGUCCAUGGACUCUAAAUGCCUAUGCAGCAUAGAAAUGAGCAAUCUAAUGUCGAAGUAAUUACUAGUAAUAAUCAAGACAGCAACUGUUCCCUGUGAAAUAUAUCCUGAUACUCAGUUAAUUCCAUAAAUUUUCACACAGCCAGUCAUUUCAUUAGCUUUUGCAGUUGUCUGAGAGAGAAAGGUUAAUGUAGCAAAUAUUACUUAGUUUGUUAUAGUAAAAUGUGUCCUCUUCAUAUGAAAGUAAAUGAAGUGUGUGGACCAGGGGAGAUGUGUAGCCAGGUAUUUAUUCCACUGCUGUUCUUGCUAAUGUGUUACAGCACUUGCUGCAUUAAAUUUCUGUGUUAUUUUAUAGAGAUACUCAGUUUGGAUAAUCAUUUCAAUUCCCUCUUCUUAUGAAUCUAUUUUUCAGAGCAGGUUCUUGACAAAUAGGGACCUCCACUAGAGAGUUAUCAAAAGAGUAAGCUCACAGCUGUUAUAAUUCUGCAAGCUAAAUAGAUAAUCUAGAGAGAUUUUAAAUGGCACAGGAUGUCGAGUUUCAUCUGCUUCUACAGGUAAAUGUGUUUUGCCAUCAGGAAAAUUUUCCUAAAAUACAAAGUAUUAUCUAAAAACAUCAUGCUUUUAUUUCCUGUCUUAAAACUAUUUUCAUCAAGCUGAACCAUUUCUCACUUUAUUUUUAAAGCAUUUUAUUUUUUUAUUCCUACCUAGUCUUCUUGAUUCAAUUUUUCCUAAAGAAAACAAAUCUCAUUUGUUUUCCUUUUUUCUUCUCUGAGCUACUUCUGAUUAUCUUACACCAUUUGUUUAUUAAGCAGUCUAGAGCUGUUUUUCCAAAUGUAGAUGGACUGAAAUCGUACUAAGGAAAUGACUGCUAUUGACUGAAGCAUGUGGCACUUUGCUGAUCUGAAAAAAAAAAUAAAUGCAUUUUUAUCGUCUUCCAUUGAAAAGUCUGUCUAAUUUGCAGUCUGUCUAAUAUGACUGCCUUUUCUUGUGGUCCCUCAAAGUACUGAAAUUUUCUAUGUUCAUUCUUUUCCAGUAUUGUAUCAGUUAAUGUUAGUGCUUCUAGUAAGGCUCAGGAAACUGUUGUGCUCAGUGUUCUGCAGCAACAGGAGACCACACCUGCUUCCUUUUGGAUUGCAUUUCCCAGAUCCACUGACAUUGAUUUUCUUUCAUGGUCUAGAAAGAAACAGGAGUUCUAAAAAGAACAUGAGACAAAGAAUGUUCUUUUUAGAACAUGAGACAAAUAGGUUUCUCUUAGUUGAAUGAGAAAUAAAAGACAGAAAAACAAACAAACAAAAAAACCCACAAUAAUCUUACAAUAUAGCUCUUUGAAAUUUUGCUAUUAUCACAUUGAAGGAUAGGAAGGAAAGAAGGAAAGAAAGGGAGUCGGGAUCGAGCCUAAGGACAUUAGGUAGACUUAGAAACAACACAACAUACUGGUGCGGAAAUAUUUUUGGCUCUCGGAAAUAGUUGAAGGAGUCAUACACCAGCUUAUGCAAAAACUGACAUCUCACAAUAGGGCUUUAUACUAGUAUCAAAAUUCUCUUAACGUUUUCACAGAACUGUCCAUAAAAAUACUAUCUCAGUGCUCAAACAGUCAAAAAAAAAAAGUAAGAAAUAAUGGGAAAUAUUAGGAAAA
Messenger RNA from Cygnus olor (mute swan), 12819 nucleotides. It is a transcript of the gene UBR1, whose product is annotated as ubiquitin protein ligase E3 component n-recognin 1. The record is from RefSeq and is a predicted model, not a curated record. Bases 663 to 5876 code for a protein of 1737 amino acids. The transcript is spliced from 48 exons. Gene Ontology annotation, cellular component: ubiquitin ligase complex; cytoplasm. NCBI's taxonomy places the organism in Eukaryota, Metazoa, Chordata, Aves, Anseriformes, Anatidae. Gene Ontology annotation, biological process: protein ubiquitination; ubiquitin-dependent protein catabolic process via the N-end rule pathway. Gene Ontology annotation, molecular function: zinc ion binding; ubiquitin protein ligase activity.